Schistosoma guineensis is the source of this 7255-nucleotide messenger RNA. NCBI's taxonomy places the organism in Eukaryota, Metazoa, Platyhelminthes, Trematoda, Strigeidida, Schistosomatidae. The record is from the annotation of a GenBank genome assembly.
AUUUAUGCACGGCACUACUUUGACGUUUGUUAGUUGUUAGCAUAUAUGAUCUGUCUGCUUUAUUUCAUUACAAGUAAAAAGCCUUAUAUGCCCAUCCUACGAAGGAAACCAGUCUUCAACAAAGCAGGAUGAUAUUCCAUCCAAUACAUUAUUCAGUAACGAUCAUGAGAUCACCUACUCAUGGUCUUGGUUUAGGCAUUUCUGGUGUACGAUCUUCUAGGAACUCAAAAACAAAAUUCAUAGUUUCAAACGUUAUAACAAACGGCCCAGCCUAUGAAAAGGUCAGCAAAAACGAUGAACUGGUUAGUGUUAAUGGAAUAAAUUUGGAUUGCCUGAGAUAUUCUGAAGCCAUCCAGAUUCUGCGUGAAUGCGGUGAUGAAGCUGAGUUGAAGCUGUUAAGUCGCAAAGGACAGGUCAACUACCACAAUUUGCCACUUGCUUCAGAAAAAGACUGCAUUAUGCAACAAUCAAAAUUUCCAUCUUUGAGAGAACCUUACAGUAACUGUGAAUGUUUGCAAAACUAUCAAAAUCACUGUAUGCAGCCGAUGAAAUAUUGCAGCGAUACCGCUUUAUGGAAUCCCAAUUCUACUUCCUACGAAAACUGUCCAAGACUGAUAGAAAUACAUCUCAAAAGAAGGAACGCGGCUGAAAGUUUGGGUGUAGAACUUUUGAGUCGUUUGACGGUGGCUUCUGUUGAUGAAAAUAGUUUGGGGGAACAGGCUGGUCUCAAAUCCGGUGAUCGUAUUAUAAGACUAAAUGGAAUAAACACUGCUCAUUUAAGUCUCAUUGAUACCGCGAACAUGUUACGUCGUCAAGAAACCGUGCUUUUGGUAGCCAGGGAUACUUUAACGAAACAAAAUCAUGUUUAUGAUAAUUUUGGUACAACACCUUUAGUAAAUUCAUCAAGUGUUCCAGCCAAUCUUUCUAGUUUGUUAACUCACCAGCUUGGAAAUGAGAAAAGACAGUAUCAAGUAUCACAACCGAUGCAUUCUAAUAAAUCUUCGAACGAACAAAUAAGGACAAUGCAUUUUGAACAAGCAUAUCAGAGUGGAUAUCACACUUAUGAAAAUUGUGAAGGCUGUCAAAGUAUGUGUGAAGUUCACAAUAGUAACAUUGAGAAUCCAUUUGUCAAAAAUUCUAACAAUUGGAUGCAAUCUCAAAUGAAUACUUCCAAUAUUUGUAAAAAUCCAAUUCAACACAACUGUAUACAACAUAAUGUAUCCAACAUAAAAAAGAAUGAACUUUUAGAAUCAAAUCCAAAUAUAAAACCACAUAAUAUGUCAAAUAUCCAUUCACGAGAAUUAAAUGGUCAGCAUUGUUCAAAUUUCUUGAAAGAAGACAAAGAACAACUGUUGAAUAUGUUUAACUCACCUAAAAAUAUAAAAGUAACACUUCAACUAAACCAGGGUAAAUGUGAUAUUGGCUUGAUACUGUAUGGAGGUAAUACAAAAGGAGUGUAUGUAAGCAAAGUGAUUCCUGAUUCUAUAGCUGACCAAGCAGGAAUUAAUGAGGGUGACAAACUAGUAAAAUUAAAUGGUACAGAUCUAAAAGGAUGGACUAAAGAGGAAGUAUUUCUUGCUCUUAUGGCUAGUGAGAACAAAAUGAUACUUGAACUACUCCGUGAUCCGUCGUCAUAUCAUAAGAUGCUUAAAAGCGAAAUUCCUCAUGAAAGCUUCUAUGUAAGAGCUUAUUUUAAUAUGAAUCAAUAUAUUUCUGGUUCGUCUGCACUACUGUCAUCUGUUAAAUAUUCUGGUCUUUUUAUAGUAAAAGGGGAUAUAUUUCAUGUUCAUGAUACCCUAUUGGAUAAUGCACUUGGAACGUGGCUGGCAACAAAGGUUUAUCCGAAUACCAGUAGUAUUGGUCUUAUACCAAACGAACAAAGAGCGCAACGUUUUAUUUCAACUAAUCAGUUUCAGGAGAAUCCUCACGAAUCAUUUUCUCCCCCACCAUAUGAAAGAGUUAUACAACUGGAUAAAUUUCCUUUCCCUCGGCCAGUUGUAAUUUUUGGUCCAUUAUGUGAAUUGGCACGGCAACGUCUCACACAAAUGUCAUCCAUAAUACCAACUAAACUGGAUUAUUCCAUUGAAGAACCGAUUAAAUUCAUUAUUCCACCGAUUAGUUCAUCUUUUACAUCUAACAAUAUCACUAAUAGUAAUAACGGCUAUUCAAUAAAUGAAGAAAAUAGUAACAAUAAUAAACCAUUAGGUUUGAUAAGAUUGAGUGCAAUAAAUGAGUGCAUGAAAAGAGGUUACCAUUGCCUUCUGGAUAUUGGCCCAACAGCUAUUGAACGGCUUACCCUUCUCGGAAUCCCUCCAAUAGUGAUAUUAAUUAAUCCAUCAUCUGAGUAUCAACUAAAAGUUUUAUUAAAACACUAUUGGCAAUUUAACAAAACAUCAAGUGCUUUAUUCAUACCAUCAAGAGUAUCCAGUCGUACACGUCCUACAAUCAAAGAGAUGGUUACAACUCUAUGGAAUUCUGUAAUUUAUUUACGUCAAUAUAAAUCACAUGUUAUAACCGAUACUGUGCCACUGUUAAACAUUACUUCAAAGGAAAAUUCUUUUUCAGAAAUUGAGUGGUUACGAAAUUUAUCUGAAGUUAUAAGACAUCAGCAAAACUCACCGGUAUGGAUUGGUGAGGAAUCAGAAAUCGGUCAAUUAAAAAUCAAUGAGUUAAUUGAUGAAGAACAAGAAGGAGGCGAUGACGUCGUUACAAUGAGUGAUCCAGAAACACCGAGACCACCAAAUUAUAAUGACAAUAUUUGCAGUGAGGGAGAGGAAAUAAGACACUCAUCUCAUAAUACCAAAGAAACAAGGCUGGAAAUGAAUGAUUUGAUCAGAAAUGAUGUUAGUUCAACAGUACCCGAAGACAAGAAGUACAUCCCUCCAUUUCGUCAUGUACCGGUGUGUCAUGCAAAUGAAGUGAUUGAAAAUACCAAUAAAGACACAUCAUUUAAAUCAAAAACUAAAGAUUACUAUGGUUGUACAUGUAAUUUUGAUAAUGCGAAUCCCACGAUUCAAGAAGAAACUAAAUUCAAAGAAAUAAGUGAACAAACAGGUGGUAGAGUAUUAUUAUUAUUAUAAUCAUUGCACAUGAUCUUAAUUAUGACUUCAAACUGCAAAAAUGUGAUUUAAGUAAGGAUUUUAGACAAAGAGGAGACUACCUUUCAUUUUAACGAAAUAUUAGUCAUGGUCUGUUGGUCUAUAUCAAAUAUCUUUCAAUUUAACAUUUAACAGUUUGUGACCGAGCACAUGUUUGUACCCUGUGAUGUACCCUGUCGUUUUCUCUAAUUAGAACUAGCAAUAUUACGUGGUCUUACUCGACAAAGUACUUAGGAUCAGCUUCUGAAUUAUUUCUUAGAGUGAUCUCUUACUUAACAUCCCAGCACUAAACUUCCUCGCCGUGAAACUUAAAGUUCUCCCGUUUCAUUCGAUAUCGAUGAGAGUUCCCAAAAUAGGAUAAAACUAACUAAUGCUUUCUGAAUUGUCACACAGUAGCCUAAAAGAUAACAUCCCAGUGUUUGAAGAGGUUUGCACUCGAGUUAAACUCUCAGAAAGAAAUCCAUUUAAAAUUCCGCUUCCAAUGUAAAUUCAAAAUCACUAUGAUUUUUGUUUUUAUGGUACACAAUUUAAAUUACAUGAAAGUGACAAGAAUGAACAGUUAAUGUGUAACACCUUGCUAACUUUAAAAAAAAAUUAAUUUCACAUGUUUAUUUGGUCACGACUUUUCAAUAUUCUCCUGGUAUGAAUGGCCAGUAAAUGUGAUUGUGAUCAUUAUUAUUAGACUAAUAGGACAAACUAAAAAAUCCGAAUAAACCUGAAUAAUUAGUAUGGAAUGUCUGUUUCUACAAGUGAUACCCUUGCAAUAUAUACAACUACUUUAGCUAACCUCACAAACUUCUUUUGUGUAUGAAUAGUAUAUUGACUGUCCACACGAAUGCUUUGCUGGUUAGCGAUUUCAACAUCACUGACAUCACAUUUAUUAAAUAGUUACAAGAUAACAAAGAUCAUUUGUGUUGAGCUUUGAAAGUUCCAUAGAAAAGCAUUUUCUAAGGAAACUAACCCAGUAUGUUACAUUCAAGGAGCUAUUCGUUGUGAUUCGUAGGGAAAAUUACAAAUUGUUCGUAGAAACACAAUGCAUCGAAUGUCCGAUAUGCACUGUCACUUGACUGAAAUAUUAAUAUAUUGUGUCUUGUAUGUGGUUGACACAUCGAUUCGGUGGUAUAGGCCAGGUUAACUGAGUCGUGAUUGAUCGAUAAACUGCCUUUUUAUUUACCUAAUUUAAUGUUAUCAAAACAGCCUUGACGUCUAGUGGGGGAUGGGCCUAUUUAUAAACGUAUGAUACAAAACAAAUUACUGUAUAACCGAUACAGGUUUCCUUCCUUUUAAUUUAUUAUUGUUUCAAAUACAGUUUGUGUCGUUCAGAUAAUGUUUUUCUACUCACCAAUGGAACAAGUUCCUUGGGUCGAAAUUCAAACCUCAGGUUAAAACACGUGACACGGUUAAUUACUAAGAUCACUGGAUUCAAGCUUACGUGAUCAUGUGUGUUAUGAAGAAAUCUAGUUUGCGAAAUAUUUUUUAACUGAUUCAUAUAUUUUGUAAAAUCAAUUAUGACCAGUAAUUAACAGGAAGUAAUCGGUACUAACAUCUUAGUUCCUCAAUCGACCCAGUGAUUCAUUAAUAAACUUAAUUUAUUAGCUUUUAAUUAACUAUUUAACUUCCCUUUAACCCUACCUUUCAAACGGAACAUGAUAUCUUCCCUCAAAUCUCAGUAAACAUACAAAUCGAUUCAGCAUCAUUAUCAAUGUCAAGUUGAUGAAGACCAUAAAGUACCAGUUUUCGACCGAUAAUCCCCUACUGAAUUAAUAUUAUUCGGCUAAACCAAUUUUUUGCCAGGUUCUCCAAUUGAGAUGGUCAGAAACCACACCUUUAAUCAAUUGUUGAGGAAUACCGAUAGCUCACUCACUUCUUUAAAGUUUCAACUGAUAAUGCUAUUUAAAAAGUUUUGCAAUCAGACCAUUCAGCCUAGAGAAUACAAAUUCGUUAAAAUCAUUCUCUUGAACUACAAACAUUCCCCACAAACUCUAAGCUGAAUCAUCUGUUUCUUCAUUCUUAUUUAAAUUAUUACUUAACCAAGAUUUUCUUGAUAAAUUAAUCAUCAUUCAGUAUGUAAGAUAAGAUUAAUUUAUUUUAAUUUUUUUUCUCUUCCACAAACAAUUAGAUAUUUUAUCCAUGAACAUUUCGCCAUUUUCAUUAGAAACACUAAGGCUACAUAUUGAAUCAAUGUCAGUAAAACAUCCACGAUUUGAUCAAUCCUUUGAUGAAAAUAAACCUGGUUUUAGUAAUAUCCACCCAAUCAAUGAAUUAGAACCAAAUGACGGUCAAACUCCGACAAUCAGCCCAACUCUUUCUUUACACCAACUAGUUUUUGAUGAUAUUACAUCUUCAGAUCUCCAUACAAAUGAUGAACAAAAGCCUUCAUCAGCAGAUUUAAUUAGUAAUGUAGCUGAUCCUCAAUCUGGCAUUUCAUCACUUCCUACAUCACCAAGAACAAUAUUAGCCGAAAAGUGUGGGGAGUUCGGCUCACAGGGUGGAAUUUUGGAAAUACCUGAACACAAUGUCUGUUUGAGGAUUCCCGAAGGAGCUAUUUCUGAGGAGGAAGGUCUGCAAAAAAUAUUUAUUAGGGUUUAUGAAAGCGAAAAUGAAUUGCUCAUAGAUAAUUUACCAUGUGAAACACAUCAAUCAUCUGACAAACCUAUAUUGGUCAGUCCAAUGGUUAUGUGUGGUCCUAGAGGUUUAACAUUUCAUAAACCUGUUGAACUUACUGUCCCAAGAUAUCCUCUAGACUCAGAAUCUAGUGAUGAAUCCGAAACAAAACUUAAUAAACAUUUAGAAAAAUGGAAUUUAUCUUUAUUACAUGCUUCAGCUAUUUCUACUUCAACAUCAACUGAUGAUGAUUCUUUACCAAGAACUUCACGUUCAAAUGAACCAACAAAAUGGCAUGAAAUACCUUUAAGUGCUAAAUGUCAAUCAUCUGUGAAAAACAAAACUAAUUCUCAAAAACAAAAACAUAACACUAAUCAAGGAAUUCUUUCCAUUAUUAAAGACUCUCAUAUUUCAAUUUUAAUUGAUCAUUUCUAAUUUGUUUUAACAUUCCUAAAUAGUCUCCUUUAAAUGUUUAAAUACGAAAAUCAGUGGAUAAACCCAUGAAAAUAUAAUGCAGAAAUUUGUCACUUAUUAUGUAAAGAGAGCAAGAACAAAGAUUAGUGCAGAAUAAUAUGAAUUCAUUUUAUUUCGUCAGGUUCUCAUCAGCUGUUUACAACCUAAAAUAUUUGAGAAUCAGCAUUAUUACAGAUAUUGACAUACUUAUACAUAAGAGGGUGAUUAAGGAUGAAUAAAUGUAUCAUGGUGUAGCGAAGAUUCCGACAGAGUUAAUGAGGUCAUAAAAUUUUGUCUCGAAUAAAUAGAGUUUGAGAGGGAAGGUUCCGGAACAUUGAAAUAGGGGUUAUUGUUACCAUUUAUUUCAUUUAUUUCUCUAUUUAUUUAUUGCGUCUUUAUUCCAACCCUUUUAAAUUGCAUCAUACAUAACUGACUGAUUUCAAUUCAUAUUUUCUUUAUUACCAUUAAUCUAUCUUCAUGAGUUCUAAUCACUAUUUCAAUGUUCCAGAACUUUCCCUCUCAAACUCUAUUUAUUCGAGACAAAAUUUUAUGACCUCAUUAACUCUGUCGGAAUCUUCGCUACACCAUGAUACAUUUAUUCAUCCUUAAUCACCCUCUUAUGUUUAAGUAUGUCAAUAUCUGUAAUAAUGCUGAUUCUCAAAUAUUUUAGGUUGUAAACAGCUGAUGAGAACCUGACGAAAUAAAAUGAAUUCAUAUUAUUCUGCACUAAUCUUUGUUCUUGCUCUCUUUAAGAUAAUAAAGGGAACUAUGUGUAUGAAACUUAUUAUGUAAUUGUUUUCCUUUGUACUAAUCAACUAUUCACUAGCAUGUUUAUUCACUAUAUUUAGGAAAAUAUAUGUCAAAUUAUUUCUUAAUGUUUAACUUGGUUUUGUAUUAUGACAGCUAAAUCUAUAAUUUUUAUUACCGAAAAAUCAUUAUAAUCUAAUAUCGUGAUAGUCCCAUAAGAGAUUUUCAUUGGGUACUUCAAAUACUUAUUAGUUAUUGCUAUCAACUUUAAUUUUUUAUCAUCCCGUUAAUACUUUAGCUUCCAAUCAUAAAGUUGUAUAUUUUAUAAAAAUGUUUAGUGCAAUUUUCUCCUA